CCCGACUCGAAUCUGACGCACAAAAGGUUAAAUUUCUCGAGAGAUACGAAGAUUAUCAUCCAUACCAUCAUCAACUGACAAGUCUUUGGCGAUCCUUUUGUCAAGUCAUUUGUUUGUGCUUGACGACCUUCCCGCGUAUUCAAAAGGAGAUCGACACUCUGCUCUAGCUCUCGCAAACAUCUCGCCAGCGUCCCAAGCUCUUUUCGCCUGUUACUCCAUCUCUUGGAGCGACAACAACAAUGAUGAUGGGUCCACCGACCUCGGACGAACUGUCCGCGAUCGUGAGCGCAGAACGAUCUCUUGGGGAUACCAUGACUGAUACGUUCUGUUUCAGACCGGAUGGAUGUCCAUUGCUCUCUGGAUAGUCGUCUUUUCACCUCAGAUAUGGGAAAAUUACCAGCUCCAAUCUGGUGAUGGUCUUUCCGUGUCAUUCAUCGUUCUCUGGCUAGCUGGAGACCUGACGAACAGUUUGGGAUCAAUAAUGGCGCAUUUGCUACCUACCAUGAUCAUUCUCGGGCUAUACUAUUCCGUUUGCGACCUCAUUCUCUUAUAUCAAGUCUACUAUUACCGCCGAAAGCGAGCUCUCAAGUCCGCUCAGACUCAGCACCAGUCGACCGAGACUUCGCCUCUCCUUCGACCAGUCGAGCUCCCACCGGCAACUCAGCCGAAGCCUUUCCUCCCACCUUACAUCGAAUACCCACUGUUGCUCCUCUUCGUCCUUGGAGCAGGUUUCGGCGCAUGGUAUGUGACGGACAGGUCAAACGGUCGUACCUCGAUGCCAGACAAGCCUGGACCAGCAAAAGGAGGUGAGGUGACACUGGAAUGGAAGAGUCAGGUGCUGGGUUGGGCUUCAGCAUGCCUUUACCUCGGUAGCAGGCUCCCUCAAAUUGCGCACAAUUAUAAGACUCGAUGUGCCGGACUCUCACUGGCCAUGUUCUUCUUUUCGAUCUCAGGCAAUGUUACCUACGUCAUGUCGAUCCUUUUCAUCUCGACCGACCGACACUACCUCCUGGCCAAUGCCGCUUGGCUCGCAGGAUCAGGCUUGACAGUCUUCCUGGACCUCUUUGUGCUCGCUCAGUUCGCUGUCUUCAAUCUUCAAGAUCGACGGGCAAGCAAGGAGCGAUUAUUAGUGGACGAUGAUCGGACGCAUCAAGUCGAAGCGGCAUAAAAUAGAAUUAUAGAGUUUCCCAGCCUCGCACCAUUUGGUCAAGUCAAGACAACCGUCGCUUGAUAUUUGUAUACGUAUCUCUGCUUUUGAAAUCAUGCUUUGUGUAUCUCAGUAUCGAGGA
Messenger RNA from Kockovaella imperatae, 1289 nucleotides. RefSeq names its product PQ loop repeat-domain-containing protein. The coding region runs from base 344 to 1168 and encodes 274 amino acids. NCBI's taxonomy places the organism in Eukaryota, Fungi, Basidiomycota, Tremellomycetes, Tremellales, Cuniculitremaceae. The transcript has 4 exons. Gene Ontology annotation, biological process: basic amino acid transmembrane export from vacuole. Gene Ontology annotation, cellular component: fungal-type vacuole membrane. The record is from RefSeq and is a predicted model, not a curated record.